AUGUCCGUCCGUCUCGCCGGCACUGCUCUCCGGGAGAUCCGCAUCCACGUGUGUCAAAAGAGCCCUGCAUCAGCCGGAGUUCGCGCAUUCAUCGAAAACGACUAUGUUGGCAUCAAGAAGGCUAAUCCACAGUUCCCUAUUUUAAUCCGUGAAGCGUCAGGCAUCGUUCCAAGAGUUUUCGCCAGAUAUGAGCACGGAGUUGAACGAGUUGCUACUUUGGAGGAUUUAUCCAGAGAAAAUGUUAAAUCGACAAUUGCUCAAUUGGCAGCUCAGAAAUAA
Caenorhabditis remanei is the source of this 279-nucleotide messenger RNA. RefSeq lists its product as uncharacterized. Lineage: Eukaryota; Metazoa; Nematoda; Chromadorea; Rhabditida; Rhabditidae. The record is from RefSeq and is a predicted model, not a curated record. The transcript is spliced from 3 exons. The coding region runs from base 1 to 279 and encodes 92 amino acids.